AGGAUUUGAAUACCUGCACAACCCCAGCUCCUUCAUUCCAUGACAGUUGAGAUCAGGCUACAACUUCUGGAAAAUACAAAAGGAAAAACUGUUCCUUCCCUAUUUGUGACUGCACGUUGUUUUCUCCAAGCUGGUGACUGUGGAGAGGCUGGAAUACCACUGUUACAUCCUGGUUAUACAUUAUUUCUCAUUGUGGGUUUUCGUGAAUCGCAUUUAACCUAGUACCUGUUCCAUUCCGACGGCCGAGGUUCCGUCCAUAGCAGCGUUCCCAGGUGCGUGAGGGGAUCCCCGGGAGGAUUGAGUAAACUGUGAAGCCGGCUUAGACCCAGUGUAAGCCCAGCACAGAGACAUCCGGCUCUUAGACCAUUAUCCUGAACAUGAGUCCGCUGUCUGUCUGUGUGUCUCUCCUGCUAGCAUUGGCGGCCCUGGCUGGAGCUAGACCAAAAGCAGCAGGACUGGAACAGAAGUGCAAGUCUGGCCCAGUGGACCUGGUUUUUAUUAUUGACAGCUCUCGAAGUGUGAGGCCCCAUGAGUUCGAGACAAUGCGCAAAUUCAUGAUUGACAUUAUCCACACGCUGGAUGUGGGGAUGAAUGCCACCCGGGUGGGCGUGGUGCAGUACUCCAGCCAGGUCAAGAACGAAUUCUCCCUGAAGACAUACUCCAAGCUGCAAGGCAUGGUAAAAGGCAUCAAUGAGAUAAUUCCCCUGGCACAGGGCACUAUGACCGGCCUGGCCAUCAGGUAUGUUAUGAACAAUGCUUUCACGGCAGCUGAGGGAGACCGACCCAACGUGCCCAACGUAGCAGUCAUCGUAACAGAUGGCCGACCCCAGGAUCGUGUAGCGGAGGUUGCCGCUGAGGCUCGGGACAAGGGAAUUGAAAUCUACGCGGUGGGUGUAGCACGGGCAGAUGUGACCUCACUGCGUGCUGUAGCAUCGACGCCCUUCGAGGACCAUGUCUUCCUGGUUGAGUCAUUUGACCUUAUCCACCAGUUUGGCCUGCAGUUUCAGGACAAGCUCUGUGGAAUGGAUUUGUGCCUGGAGUCUGACCAUGGCUGUGAACAAAUCUGUGAGAGCUCCCCUGGUUCUUUCCACUGCUUGUGUCGUCCAGGGUACACCCUUAACGAAGAUGGCAAGACCUGCACAGCCAUAGAUCUGUGUGCUGAGGGGAAACAUGACUGUGGGCAGAUCUGUAUCCCCUCCCCUGGAGCCUUCACCUGUGGCUGCAACAGUGGCUUCACCCUGAACAAUGACAAGAAGACUUGUACAAUGAUCGACUACUGUUCGUUUGGGAAUCACAGCUGUCAGCAUGUGUGUGUGAGUGUCCUCAAUGGCUAUUUCUGCAGUUGUUAUGAGGGAUACACACUCCAGGAGAAUGGCAAGAACUGCCAGAUGAUUGACCUGUGUGCUGAGGGGAAGCAUAACUGUGGGCAGAUAUGCAUUGCCUCGCCUGGCUCCUUCACCUGUGACUGCAAUGAUGGCUACACCCUCAACAAUGACAAGAAGACAUGCACAAUGAUUGACCUGUGUGCUGAGGGGAAGCAUGACUGUGAGCAGAUCUGUAACGCCUCUCCAGGUGCCUUCACCUGUGAUUGUAACCUAGGAUUCACCCUCAACAAAGACAAGAAGACCUGCACAAUGAUUGACCUGUGCGCUGAGGGAAAGCACGACUGCGAGCUGAUUUGUAUACCCUCCCCAGGCACCUUCUCCUGUGGAUGCAACAGCGGCUUCACCCUCAACAAUGACAAAAAGACCUGCACAAUGAUUGACCUGUGUGCUGAAGGGAAGCAUGACUGUGAGCAGAUCUGUAACGCCUCUCCAGGUGCCUUCAUCUGCAAUUGUUACCCAGGAUUCACCCUCAAUGAAGACAAGAAGACCUGCACAAUGAUUGACCUGUGUGCUGAGAGGAAGCAUGACUGUGAGCAGAUCUGUAAUGCCUCUCCAGGUGCCUUCACCUGUGAUUGUAACCCAGGAUUCACUCUCAAUGAAGACAAGAAGACCUGCACAAUGAUUGACCUGUGUGCUGAGGGGAAGCAUGACUGUGAGCAGAUCUGUAACGCCUCCCCAGGUGCCUUCACCUGUGAUUGUAACCCAGGAUUCACCCUCAACAAAGACCAGAAGACCUGUACAAUGAUUGACCUGUGUGCUGAGGGAAAGCACGACUGUGAUCAGAUCUGUAUACCCUCCCCGGGUGCCAUCACCUGUGGCUGCAAUGCUGGAUUCAAACUCAUUGAUGACAAGAAGUCCUGCACAAAUAUUGACUUGUGCAACACAGUGGAGCAUGGCUGUGAGCACCAGUGUGUCAGUACACCAGGUUCCUACUACUGCGUCUGCCCUGAGGGACAACAACUGGCGGAGGAUCGCAAGGGUUGCGGAACCUGCAGAUCGGCCAAUAUCGACCUGGUCUUCAUCAUUGAUGGUUCCAAGAGUGUGCGUCCCCAGAACUUUGAGCUGGUCAAGCAGUUUGUCAACCAGGUGGUAGACUCACUGGACGUGUCGGCCGAUGGAACUCGAGUGGGACUAGUGCAGUACUCCAGCCGUGUGCGCACUGAGUUCUCCCUGAAUACCCACCAGACUGCGGAUGACAUCAAGAAAGCAGUGAUGAAUGUUUCCUACAUGGAGAAGGGCACCAUGACGGGCCUUGCCCUCAGGCACAUGGUGGAGAACAGCUUCUCAGAGGCUGAGGGCGCCCGAAAGAAUGUCCCUCGUGUGGGCCUGGUCUUUACUGACGGACGCUCUCAGGACGACAUCACAGAAUGGGCUAAGAAGGCCAAAGAAGCAGAUAUCACAAUGUAUGCUGUUGGUGUUGGGAAGGCCGUGGAGGAUGAGCUCCGUGAGAUUGCCUCGGAGCCACUAGAGAAGCAUUUCUUCUACACCACUGACUUCACCUUCAUCAACCAGAUAGCAGAGAACCUCAAGCUAAAUGUCUGCGCAGAGGAGAGUCAAGGAGAGAUUGAGGUGAAAGAUCCAUGUGCCUGUGACAGUUUGGUUGAGUUCCAGCAAGCUACAAUGACAACUCUGGAGCAGCUGACAAGAAAAUUGGCGGGGAUGACUGCACGAUUGGAGGACUUAGAGAACCAGCUGCUGUCACGCAAAUGAUGGACGUGAUCUGCAUAAGCCAACAAGAUGUGGAGAUGCAUUGAAUAUAGAAGAUGUACCAUCAAGAAUGUGACAGGAAAAAUAGUUGUUCUGUCAAUGUUGAAUUUUCUAAACAAUAUUUAAUGUAAAAUAUCUCAUUUCAGCGCAGUUAUGUGCACAUGCACUGGACUUAAGUCAUGUCAAGCACAUCCAUAGGAAUAGAUUGCACCUUACUUACUGUAAGCACAGGCAACGUUUUUUACCUUUAAUAUUUGGUUUCAUUUACAAAACAAACAGUUUUCUUUGCCAUAUUUAUACAUGGUGUGUUUUGUAUGGUUCAAUAAUGUGGCAUAUUAUAUACCAGCAAGUUAAAUUACAAUGUUCUACUCCAUAUGAUUUGGACAAUAUCUUUUCAAAACCUACAACAAUGCAAUAUUUCUAAAGGAAUAAAUGAUAGGACAGGUUUCCUGCAUUCACAGACAUGAAACUGAGCAUAACAAAAUUGUCCAGUUCAACCAAAACAUUACUGGCAAAAGGAAGUAAUCAAAUACGUCCUAAAUAAAUCACUAAGAUCUCAUUGAUCGUCAUACAAGUUAACUAUGUAUAUAAAUGAAUGAGUAAAUGAAUUGAUUGUCUUACUGGGUAACUAACUAUAGAACUUAGUACGGUAAUGUGUUUACUGGUAUAUCAUGUGGAAUCAAAAUACCCCCAAAAGGAACCUGGAUUGUUAUGCACCCCUAUUGAUGUGGAUAAUUUUAUUAUGAAAAUAUUGCAGUUAAAAUAAUUUGCCACGUUUAUGCAUUUUACUGCAUGUUUUAAGAACAGAGAGGGUUUUUUAGUUUCUCAUUGUUCAUUGUUUAGUUUUGUAUUAAACAACCAUAUGAUGUCAUGAUUUAUACCCUUAUAUUUGGUAACCAGUACUUUGUGUAUUUUUUCUAAUAACCUUUUUUGUAAUGUUUGAGGACUUUGUAUUUCUGUGGCAAU
Messenger RNA from Esox lucius (northern pike), 4058 nucleotides. RefSeq names its product matrilin 4 (gene matn4). The transcript has 19 exons. Bases 378 to 3095 code for a protein of 905 amino acids. Lineage: Eukaryota; Metazoa; Chordata; Actinopteri; Esociformes; Esocidae. Gene Ontology annotation, molecular function: calcium ion binding. The record is from RefSeq and is a predicted model, not a curated record.